Molecule: messenger RNA, 2022 nt
Organism: Actinia tenebrosa (Australian red waratah sea anemone)
Lineage: Eukaryota; Metazoa; Cnidaria; Anthozoa; Actiniaria; Actiniidae
Product: anthrax toxin receptor 2
Cellular component (GO): membrane
Molecular function (GO): signaling receptor activity; catalytic activity
Source: RefSeq, a predicted model, not a curated record
UACUGCUUCAAGUAAUCAGCGGGAAAACCCUGCCUGUUGACUUUAUAAAGGCACUCAAGAACCCUCCACGUUAAUCAUACCAAGGUCAUUACACCAAAGAUGGCUUUCCAUCGAGUUAAGAUACUGUCUAUUUACGUAUCUAUCUCGUUUCUUCUUCUUUGCUGUUCGUUUGCGACAAGCCAGUCUAAUCCAAAAUGCCUUGGAGCCUUCGAUAUAUACUUCAUUCUAGAUAAAUCAGGAAGUGUCCCCCUUCUUGACUUCCAGGGUGGGACUGUCAGCUUUGUCGAGAACGUUACACAAAGCUUCAUAAGCCCCAAUCUCGGCAUUUCAUUCAUCACAUUUUCCAAUGAAGCGGAAGUCAUACUGAAGUUGACUAAAAACAGAACAAAAAUCGCCAAGGGGCUCGAUGAUCUUCGUCGUGUGGACCCCGACGGAUCGACGUAUCUUGCUGGAGCUAUCAAAAAGGCAAAUGAACAAAUUAGGAAUCUCGGUAAACAGACUGCCAGUGUCAUACUUAUUCUGACUGAUGGAGUUCUCGGCGAUGGUACAGCGUCAUAUGACCAGGCGAACAUUUCAAGGCAGCUCGGAGCAUCAGUUAUAGCUGUUGGCGUCGCCAAUUAUGAAGUAGACCAGCUGAAAAAGUUGGCAAGCAAGCCAUCAGAACAGCACGUCUUUACUGGCCCAAGCUACGAGUCUCUCACGAACAUGAUUGAUUCUAUUAUCAACAAAUCUUGCAUCGAAAUUCUGUCUGCCAAUCCAACACAAGUCUGUACAAGAGCGCCAUACGCGGUCACAUUGUAUGGUAAUGGCUUUGAUAAAACAGACAAUAAAAGCAACGUCAUCUGUAGCUACAGUUUCAACGACACGUACCGCAGAGUUCAAACUCCAACAGAAGUGCAGCCAAAUCGUCUUGAAUGUCCAGGGGUAAUAGUGAAUGAGACGGGCAGCACGAUUAUCCUCCAAGUUUCUGUGAAUAAGGGACUGACCUUCGUGUCAAGCAAUGUAACAAUCACAUCAGAACAUUGCGCACCGGCUACUGAAGCGUCAUUUGGAAUAGAUACUAGUUUAGCUAUAUUACUCGCUGUAUUGUCCCUGCUUCUCCUCGCAAUUCUUCUAUGGUGGUUUGCACCUCUCGCAUAUAAAAAGAAACCACCAAAGCAGACACCAGCCGCUCCUGUACCGACAACAGCGACUAAUGUGGGUCAUGGAAAAGGCAAAUGGCCGACAGUAGACGCCUCGUAUUAUGGAGGGGGUGGUGUAGGGGGCAUCGCACCUGUCAAGGUCGACUGGGGAGAUAAGGGCUCUACUGAAGCAGGAUCGAAGCUUGCAAAAGCCAAGGGAGCAAAAACAAGGACUGAUGCCGAAGGAGGAAGCGGAGGAUCAGGGGGGAGGUCCAGGGGAUUUAUGGCUACUGUACGAGCUGGGAUUGCUGGAUUGUUUUCUUGGACAUCGCGAGCGUAUCAGCGUGUAGCGUCUCACAGACCUCGUCGUGGAUGACAAAAUUACUUGUAUUCAAGAGGCUGACUUAUCUAAUUUCCUACCCGCCAAUAACGUGUGAGUAACGUAACUCUGACCUCUUGACGAGCCUGUUGUCAUGGAAAUCUAUUGAGAGUACUCUGAUGCUGUGUUCAUCUUUAACUUCAUACGUAUUGCAGCUUUUUAUACUUCUUGUAGUACGUGCCAGUGCCUAAGCGUUCUUUACUCGUUUUUGUUGUAGUAGUGAGAAUGCAUAAUUUUUAUUCAUUUCUUUACGUUGGCGUAAGGAUUGAAUUGGUCGUUCGACAACGUCAAUCCCCACCCUCCACCCCCCAGUAUCCCAUUAUUCUUACUGCGUACAUUGGUGAAUGCCAUUCUGUCGACCACGCCCAGUAAGAAUAACAAGGUCUGGGGUAGAGUAGUUACUUCCAGUGGUAGUACGUAUUUGGUUGACAGUGCGCAUGCGCAUUUUACCACUUUGAAGAGUUUUAGUGUUGUAGCGUGUUGUGACAAUCAGCUGUCAUAUUACCCUAUAAAACAUAGAAU